Micropterus dolomieu (smallmouth bass) is the source of this 3134-nucleotide messenger RNA. RefSeq names its product D4, zinc and double PHD fingers, family 3 (gene dpf3). Gene Ontology annotation, cellular component: nBAF complex. The coding region runs from base 18 to 1193 and encodes 391 amino acids. Lineage: Eukaryota; Metazoa; Chordata; Actinopteri; Centrarchiformes; Centrarchidae. The record is from RefSeq and is a predicted model, not a curated record. The transcript is spliced from 12 exons. Gene Ontology annotation, biological process: nervous system development.
UACAGUCCAGCAGGAAAAUGGCGACUGUCAUUCAUAAUCCUCUAAAAUCGCUCGGGGACCAGUUCUAUAGGGAGGCUAUCGAACACUGUCGCAGCUACAAUGCCCGCCUCUGUGCCGAACGCAGCGUGCGCAUGCCAUUCCUGGACUCGCAAACUGGUGUGGCACAGAACAACUGCUACAUCUGGAUGGAAAAGCGCCACCGCCAGCCAGGUCAGGCGGCUGGACAGAUGUAUACCUACCCUGCUCGUUGCUGGAGAAAGAAGAGGCGACUCCACCCACCCCUGGAUCCCCAGCUCCGCCUGUGUGAGCUUCGACUAGAAGCCGAGCUGGCCCCAAAGCAUGAGGUUCCCCCGGCAGAGGCCACAGCCUUGGAGGCCCUCCUUAGGGCGGACAACCUGCUGGAGAAAAAAAACAACCUCUGUAAGGAAGAGGAGACGAUGCUGGAAAUACAGAGAGUUCUGGAGGCGGAUGAAAAUGGGGACGGUUUCCAUGAUGAUGAAGACUUUGAAAUGGAUAUUCCAAAGAGAAAGAACAGAAACAGAGGCAAAAACAGAGGAUCCAGUCGCAGAAGGACAGAGCCCGUUAACACGGAUGACCAGGACAAACCCUACGUCUGUGACAAUAGAUACAAACAAAAGCAUAACUCAAAAAAGGCUGAAGAAGUCUGUGGAAAGCGUUACAAGAACCGUCCUGGCCUGAGUUACCACUACGCCCACACUCACUUGGCAGAGGAGGAGGGCGAGGAGGAGAAGGAAACAGAGAUGAGCCCAUCUCCUCCGCGUAGCUUGGACAACCACAAACCUCAAAAGGGCCCAGACGGCACCAUCAUCCCCAACGACUACUGUGACUUCUGCCUGGGAGACCAGGACUCAAACAGGAAGACAGGCCAGGCUGAGGAGCUGGUGUCCUGCUCUGACUGUGGACGCUCCGGUCACCCAACAUGUCUGCAGUUCACUGACAACAUGAUGCAGGCAGUGAGGACGUACCAGUGGCAGUGCAUAGAGUGCAAGUCUUGCAGCGUCUGUGGCACCUCAGAGAAUGAUGACCAGCUGCUGUUCUGUGAUGACUGUGACAGAGGAUACCACAUGUACUGCCUGAAGCCUCCAAUGACCCAGCCUCCAGAAGGGAGCUGGAGCUGUCACUUGUGUCUGGACCUGUUAAAAGACAAGGCCUCAGCCUACGAAGAAGCAUAACUCCCUGGACAUUCUUCCCAACACACACACACACACACACACACAUAUAUAUAUAUAUAUAUAUAUAUAUAUAUAUAUACCUUAACAUUAACUGUUUGACAUGCCCACACAUUAGCAAAAAAACUUUACUCACAUAGAAUCAAACACACACUCUUUCACACACACUCCAGUGCAUUAGCAGGCUCAGGGCAUCUUCCUGUAUGAGGCUCAGAGAUCCUCGACUUCUCAUGUAGCCAAGUCAGCUCGACUAUAAGACAGCUAACAGCAGGCCUGCCAUUCAGUCAUUUCUCUACCUCACCACUCAGCAGACGGCAAGAAGCCAAAGCAAGAUAAUGGCCAAUACUGUGUACUACAUGCGUAUGUGAAAUACAUGCUCAUUUAAAACCAAACAUCUGAAAUCCCGGGGUGUUUUCCCCCAAUUUUAAAUCUUUUUGAGUAUGAUUUGGAAGACAUUUGUCCCAGAGCUUUUGCUGAAGCUCUUUCACUUGCUUCCCUUGCUGCUGAAGCUCUGCAGCUAGGGGGGACCUGAGUGGGUGUGAGUAAUGUUUGUUUAAAAUGUCUCCUUCCAGAUCUAUUCCUCUCCUGUGUUUAGACUUUACAGUGACAUUCCUAUUUUAUAUCUGGACAGACUCAAUGUUAGUUAUGCCAUUUUUCACAGGUUUUGUCAAGUUCGGUGAAAUGUAUAUCCAGUGCUAAGAGGAAAUGGGGCAAUAAAACAGCCUCCGCUAUCAUUCCUUUUAGAGCGUGGGGACAUUUUUAAUCCACGUCUGUUUUUUGUAUCCUUUCAGAUAUAGGAUACCAUGGUGCUCAAUCUGACACUUUACAAAAGUUAUAACAUAGACGUCUUUACAUAGAAUGAAAUGCUUAUUUAUUUAUAGUAGAUAAUGGUCCAAUGUUACUGUCAAGGAGAUCAUUGUUACUGUAAAUCAGUGGUUCCCAAACUUCUCCUGUCGUGACCCUCUUGACUUGUCCCCUCUUCCUCCAAGUUUUUAUUGACUAGUAACACUACUGGUAAUAAAAGGAGGUAAACUAUAUUGAAUGUAACACAAACUGCAUUUUCUUGAAUUUGCUUCUUGCUUCUUGAAUUAUGUUGUGGUGUUCAACUGAAAAACAUAAAUUCUACUUUACACAAAAAAAGACACAAUUAUAUAAACAGUGAACUCACCCUCAAGAUUCUUAAUAUUUUGGAUUUGACUGACAGGUUGAUGAUAUCAAUGGUAAUUUUUUCCUAUCUACUUAUCUUGCUUACAUGUUGUUUUAAUUUCUAAGAAUCUCUGAAUCUUGGUAGCCUUGCUAACAUCUUGUUUCUUUAAUGUUCCUACAUGAAUUCUGAUUCAUAGACCUUUUUCACAGCAAACAGUUUGUCAUUGUCAUAGCAGGAAAAGCACAGGUGGAACUAACCGUGUUCCAGACCGGCCGGAACUGGGAAAUUUCCAAGUUGAAAUAUUCGACUUCAGUUUCAGUUGCAUGGUGGUGCAUGACGCCAAAUGUAAAAAAUAACAUGGCUGACCGUGAUAAACUGUUUCUUUGGCAAGAUUAUGCACAGUUAAACUCUCAGCAGUGCACUUGGUUUUAAUUAAAAGGAUGGCCAUUUUAUUAAAAACAAGUGAUAAAUAUACGUUAGGCCUACUUGUUAACAGUGUAUCCUUCUAGCUACAUCAGCUGGUAAUCCUCAAAAGUCAGCAAACGUUUUGUUUGCACAUUUUGGGGCAUUUUUAAUAUUUUCCUGAAUAACUUUUGGGUAGAGAACAUGACUUUCAGAUAUUGUUUACUGUAACCAGCUACCUAAUAACAUUGACAAAAUAUUUCUAGAUCAAUUUACAUGCAAAACAAGUUUUGCUAUUUGAUACUUGUAUGUAUUAUUUUAAUUUAAUACUUUACUUUGCCUUUUACAGGGCAGCGCGGUGGUGCAGUGGUUAGCACUGUCGCCUCACAGUUCAA